GUUCGAUUGGUGAGUUAAUACAUCUGCGUUAUCUCAAUUUUUCCUACUCUAGGAUACGAAGUCUACCUAAUUCAGUGGGUCAUCUUUAUAAUUUACAAACGUUGAUAUUACGUCGUUGUUAUGCACUUACCGAAUUGCCUAUAGGGAUUGGAAACCUGAAAAACCUUCGGCACCUUGAUAUUACGGGUACAAGUCGACUAGAAGAAAUGCCUUUCCAAUUAAGCAACCUCACAAAUUUGCAAGUGUUGACUAGGUUCAUUGUGAGCAAAAGUAGAGGGGUUGGAAUUGAAGAACUCAAGAAUUGUUCGAACCUCCAAGGAGUGCUUUCUAUUUCUGGGUUGCAAGAGGUAGUGGAUGUUGGAGAGGCAAGAGCUGCUAAUUUAAAAGAUAAAAAAAAAAUUGAAGAGUUGACCAUGGAGUGGAGUGAUGAUUGUUGGGAUGCACGAAACGAUAAACGUGAAUCACGUGUCUUGGAGUCCCUGCAGCCUCGUGAAAAUUUAAGAAGGCUCACAAUUGCAUUUUAUGGUGGAUCCAAAUUUCCAAGUUGGUUAGGAGAUCCCUCAUUCUCAGUAAUGGUGGAACUAACUCUCAGAGAUUGCAAAAAAUGCAUGUUAUUACCAAAUCUGGGUGGACUAUCGGUGCUCAAAGUUUUGUGUAUCGAAGGUAUGAGCCAAGUUAAAAGCAUAGGUGCUGAAUUUUAUGGAGAGAGUAUGAAUCCUUUUGCAUCUUUGAAGGUGUUGAGGUUUGAGGAUAUGCCAGAAUGGGAAAAUUGGUCUCAUUCUAAUUUCAUCAAGGAAGAUGUGGGAACAUUUCCCCAUCUUGAAAAGUUUUUUAUGAGGAAAUGUCCAAAACUGAUUGGGGAAUUGCCGAAAUGCCUGCAGUCCCUAGUAGAGCUUGUAGUGUUAAAAUGUCCGGGAUUGAUGUGUGGGCUUCCAAAACUUGCAUCUCUCCGUGAAUUAAAUUUCACAGAAUGUGAUGAGGUAGUGUUGAGAGGUGCUCAAUUUGAUCUUCCAUCCCUCGUUACUGUAAAUCUCAUCCAGAUUUCAAGAUUGACAUGUUUGAGGACCGGAUUUACUAGAUCCUUGGUAGCCUUGCAAGAAUUGGUGAUAAAGGAUUGUGAUGGGCUGACAUGUUUGUGGGAGGAGCAAUGGCUGCCUUGCAAUCUUAAAAAAUUGGAAAUACGUGAUUGUGCUAAUCUGGAGAAGCUGUCGAAUGGAUUGCAAACUCUCACACGUCUUGAAGAGCUGGAGAUACGGAGUUGCCCCAAACUAGAGUCAUUUCCUGAUUCGGGUUUCCCACCAGUGCUAAGACGCCUUGAGUUGUUCUAUUGUAGGGGUCUAAAAUCGCUGCCUCAUAACUACAACACGUGUCCGCUUGAAGUCUUGGCGAUUCAGUGUUCUCCAUUUCUCAAAUGCUUCCCAAAUGGUGAGCUACCCACCACACUCAAGAAGCUUUAUAUUUGGGAUUGUCAAAGUCUUGAGUCUCUACCAGAGGGGCUGAUGCACCACAAUUCCACCUCCAGCAGCAACACUUGUUGUCUUGAAGAAUUGACGAUAGAGAAUUGUUCCUCUCUCAAUUCCUUUCCAACAGGGGAGUUACCCUCCACUCUCAAGCGCCUUAUUAUUGUUGGAUGCACAAACUUGGAGUCAGUGUCAGAGAAAAUGUCACCCAACAGUACAGCCCUAGAGUAUUUACGACUUGAGGGGUAUCCAAAUCUGAAAAGCCUAAAAGGAUGCCUUGACAGCCUUCGGAAGCUCGACAUAAACGAUUGUGGAGGUCUGGAGUGCUUUCCAGAAAGAGGCUUGUCCAUCCCUAACCUCGAAUUCCUUGAAAUUGAGGGAUGUGAGAAUCUUAAAUCUCUAACACAUCAAAUGAGAAACCUCAAAUCUCUGCGCAGCCUGACCAUAUCCCAAUGCCCAGGAUUGGAGUCCUUUCCGGAAGAGGGUUUGGCCCCUAACCUAACAUCACUUGAGAUCGAUAACUGUAAGAAUCUGAAAACGCCCAUAUCUGAGUGGGGCCUCGACACCCUCACCUCUCUUUCUGAAUUGACUAUUAGGAACAUAUUUCCAAAUAUGGUUUCCGUCUCCGAUGAAGAGUGUCUUCUUCCCAUUUCUCUCACCUCCCUUACAAUCAAAGGAAUGGAAUCCCUAGAAUCCCUAGAAUCCUUGGAUCUCGACAAACUCAUCUCUCUUCGAUCCCUAGAUAUCUCAAAUUGCCCUAACCUCCGGUCCUUAGGGCUACUGCCUGCAACACUUGCAAAACUUGACAUAUUUGGUUGUCCUACCAUGAAAGAAAGAUUCUCAAAGGAUGGAGGAGAAUGUUGGUCUAACGUCGCCCACAUCCGCAGCGUACGUAUAGGAGAUGUCUUUACUGGAUUGAAUCUUAGAUCACUCUUCCUUCCUUAAUUUCAACAAGUAUCAAGGUUGAUCCUUGAUUGUUCAGGUGUUCUUUAAUUUCUGGAAGGGGGUUUGGCCCCAUUGUUUAGUUUGGGUUCAAUUGUGGGAAGCUUGAGACGCCUCUCUAUGAGUGGCACUGGUGCACCAAGCCUUUACGGAUAAAAAAUUCAUUCUACUUGUUCCUCUAACUUCAGGAAGAGCUGAAUGCAACAGCUAGUGCUUGAAAUCCAGAAUUCUCUUGUUGUGAGACAAAAUUGCUUAAAGAAGAAAGGAGAAAGUUUGGAUCAGCAUUGCCUACAUCUCCAACAUUCAGCAACAUGACCUCAUUGGAAAUAUGAAUUUAUAUUGAAUUGUGUUAUUCCUACUCUAGAAGUUGAGAGAUAGAUCAUUCUUUCCUUCAGCUAGGAGGGAGAAAAAUAAUGCAGUGGCAAACUAAUUUCCUAACAAAAGUAUGACAGUGGUAGGUGGUGGAAGCUUGAUGGAUUUGCCAUACAAUGACGUUUUUGCUAGUUGAUGGCAUAAAAAUGAAAGGAAUUUUGACGCUUAUGGCUCUCCAAGAAGAACUGAACUUAAGGACGUCAAUGUUGUGCUUUUACAAUUGUAGUGGCUCAAGCAAAAUCAACCGUCUUUGGUUUCGGUGCUUAGUGUAGAAUGUAAGAAAUGUGAAGUUUGUUUUCUCCUUAGACAUAAGCAGCAGAUGUUUUUGCAGGAUUUGGUUUUCUAGUAUGGUGAUUUGAACAUUUUUAUUUCCUUACAAGUUGUAAUACCUCAAGCUUUUUUUCCUUUCUUUUUAAAAAGAAAUUUGUGAGAAUAUUGUAAUUUCCUUUUUACCAUAGUGGAUUAUUUC
Vitis vinifera (wine grape) is the source of this 3243-nucleotide messenger RNA. RefSeq names its product putative disease resistance protein At3g14460. The record is from RefSeq and is a predicted model, not a curated record. NCBI's taxonomy places the organism in Eukaryota, Viridiplantae, Streptophyta, Magnoliopsida, Vitales, Vitaceae. The coding region runs from base 207 to 2405 and encodes 732 amino acids. The transcript is spliced from 6 exons.